This is a messenger RNA of Dermatophagoides farinae (American house dust mite), 1029 nucleotides long. RefSeq names its product V-type proton ATPase subunit D. Gene Ontology annotation, molecular function: proton-transporting ATPase activity, rotational mechanism. Lineage: Eukaryota; Metazoa; Arthropoda; Arachnida; Sarcoptiformes; Pyroglyphidae. The record is from RefSeq and is a predicted model, not a curated record.
GAUCAUUAAAAGGCUCAUCUUUUUUGUUUAUUUUUUGGCUGUUCGAGUAAAAAAAAAUUUGUCAUUUAUGACAAUUAAAAGAACAAAAUGAGCUCCAAAGAUCGUAUUAAUAUUUUUCCAUCACGAAUGGCCCUAACAACGAUGAAAGGUCGUUUGAAAGGAGCACAAAAAGGUCAUUCUUUACUGAAGAAAAAAGCCGAUGCAUUACAAAUUCGAUUCCGAAGUAUAUUGAAAAAAAUCAUCGAAGCAAAAAAUCUGAUGGGAAAUGUAAUGCGUGAAGCAUCUUUCAGCUUGGCCGAAGCUAAAUUCACUGUCGGUAGUGAUUUUAAUCACAUCAUCCUGCAGAAUGUAACGAACGCACAGUUCAAAGUUCGAUGUAAAAAAGAUAAUGUUGCCGGAGUGAAUCUACCAAUUUUUGAAACUUUUCAAAAUAGUAGCGAUGCAAAUGAAUUUGCUGGCUUGGCUCGUGGUGGACAACAAUUGACGAAAAUCAAGAAAAACUAUGCCAACGCGAUUAAACUAUUGGUUGAAUUGGCGUCAUUACAAACUAGUUUCAUUACAUUGGACGAAGUAAUCAAGAUAACAAAUCGACGUGUGAAUGCAUUGGAAUAUGUUGUCAUCCCUCGUUUCGAUCGAACGAUCAAUUAUAUUAUUUCGGAAUUGGACGAAAUGGAACGAGAAGAAUUUUAUCGUCUAAAAAAGAUACAGGAAAAAAAGAAAAAAAUUCGAGCAGCUCAUGAAGCUGAAAUUCGUUUAUUGAAAGAUAAAAUGGGUGAUCAAUUUAAGGAACCCGCCAAUAUUCUCGAAGAUGAACAUGACGAAGAUUUGCUUUUCUGAUAAUUUGCAUAAUUUCCAGGUUAUUAUUGUUUGUUUAUUCUAAAUACUGAGUAUUGUAUUAUUGUAUUUAUUAUCCAAAUAUGUUCUUGGUUUUUUAAUCUUCCACUAUUGAUUGCUUUAGUUGGUCAGUAUUACUUUUUUCUUAGUUGUCGAGCUAAAAAUAAAAUUUUUGCAUUGUUUGUGUGUUUAUAA